AGACCCUUCAAUUUUCAAUUUUUUAAGCUGAAAGGGGCUUUUCUACCUCUCAGUAUGGUCACCUUUGAGCAAUAGCAAGGAAAAAAGGGAGGAGGUUCGCUAUACUCUUUUCCUUCCAUCUCUUUCUCGAUCUUUUUAUCCUUGCAUUCCGAUCCGGGUUUCGGCCUCUUCCUCUUGCUGUCGGUGAGGGCUUUUCUGGUGUUCUUGGUCUCUUUUCGUUGUUUUUGGUGCUUUGGUUCUCUAAUUGCAGCGUGUUUGAGGGUUGGGGAGUGGAAAUUUAGUGGAAAUUUGGGGUGUUUGUAGGAUCUUGUGGUGGGUUUUUUGAUUGGAGGAAGAGAGGAAGAAGAUGGCCGGAGCUGGAGGCGGAGGUGGGGGUGGAGGGGGCGGUGGAGGUGGCGGAGCGGCCCCGGCGCCGAAGCAGGACGAGUUGGUGCCCCACCCAGUGAGGGAACAGCUGCCCAACAUUUCCUACUGCAUCACUAGCCCUCCUCCAUUGCCGGAGGCUAUCCUUCUGGGUUUCCAGCACUACCUGGUUAUGCUUGGCACCACUGUUAUCAUUCCUACUGCUCUUGUUCCUCAAAUGGGUGGAGGAAAUGAAGAGAAAGCACGGGUGAUCCAGACAUUACUGUUUGUGGCCGGCAUAAACACUCUCUUGCAGACCUUCGUUGGAACUCGUUUACCUGCCGUGAUUGGAGGGUCGUACACCUUUGUCGUCCCUACCAUCUCUAUCAUCUUAGCCAGCCGUUAUAGUAACAUCGCAGAUCCUCAUGAGAAAUUCAAACGCAUCAUGCGUGGAACACAAGGCGCCCUUAUUGUUGCUUCGGCUCUCCAGAUCAUAUUGGGUUUCAGUGGGCUAUGGCGUAAUGUUGCAAGAUAUUUAAGUCCACUCUCGGCUGUGCCUCUGGUUGCUCUGGCUGGAUUUGGGCUCUAUGAGCUUGGUUUCCCUGGAGUGGCAAAAUGCAUCGAAAUUGGACUUCCACAGUUAAUAAUAUUGAUAAUACUUUCUCAGUACAUACCCCAAGCCAUACAUUCACGUAGACCUGUCUUUGACCGGUUUGCUGUCCUAUUCUCUGUUGCAAUUGUAUGGCUUUAUGCUUUCAUACUUACGGUUGGCGGGGCAUAUAGGAAUGCAGCACCAAAAACUCAACAGCAUUGUCGCACUGAUCGUUCAGGACUUGUUGGUGGAGCUCCUUGGAUAAGAAUUCCAUAUCCUUUUCAAUGGGGAGCACCAACAUUUGAUGCUGGUGAAGCUUUUGCCAUGAUGGCUGCUUCUUUUGUCGCUCUUGUUGAGUCAACUGGUACAUUUAUUGCGGUUGCAAGGUAUUCAAGUGCUACACCAUUGCCCCCUUCCAUUCUCAGUCGUGGUGUGGGUUGGCUGGGGAUUGGUAUCUUGUUGGAUGGGCUAUUUGGAACAGCAAAUGGCUCUACAGUAUCUGUUGAAAAUGCUGGUUUGCUAGCCUUGACACGUGUUGGCAGCCGAAGAGUUGUGCAAAUUUCUGCAGGCUUCAUGAUAUUCUUUUCUAUUCUGGGAAAAUUUGGAGCAGUUUUUGCAUCCAUUCCAGGACCCAUAAUUGCAGCUUUAUAUUGCCUUUUCUUUGCAUAUGUUGGUGCGGUUGGUCUCAGUUUCCUUCAAUUCUGCAACCUCAAUAGCUUCCGGACAAAAUUCAUUUUAGGAUUCUCCGUGUUCAUGGGUUUGUCUGUUCCACAAUAUUUUAAAGAAUACACGCUAGUUGCUGGCUAUGGUCCGGUGCACACCGGUGCAAGAUGGUUCAAUGAUAUUAUCAACGUCAUAUUCUCUUCGGAAGCAUUUGUUGCGGGCCUCGUAGCAUAUUUCUUGGACAACACCCUACAGAGGCAUGAAAGCGCGACCAGAAAGGACAGCGGCCGUCACUUCUGGCAGAGAUACAGAUCCUUCGGUACGGACCCCAGAAGUGAGGAAUUUUAUUCAUUGCCAUUUAACCUUCAUAAAUUCUUCCCAUCGGUGUGAGCGUGCAGCUUGGCGGUAUUCAAUACUGUAAUGCACUCGUAGGCUGUUUUUGUCACUAUGUUACGAUUUGGUUCUCGUUCACUGUUCCCAGCUCUACAACCACGAGAUGAUUCCUAAGGUUGUUAAUCUGACUUUUGUUUUUUGUAUAUGUUCAUUUUGUAUAUUUAAUUGGUAAAAUAGAUUGAAGUUGAGAAACUUAUUGUUGCUCGUGAUUUGCAAUUUAUUGCGUGUAUCAGAAAAGGUAAUAGAAUCCUUAUGAUCGUGAUUUGCAAUU
Messenger RNA from Elaeis guineensis (African oil palm), 2261 nucleotides. Its product is annotated as nucleobase-ascorbate transporter 6. NCBI's taxonomy places the organism in Eukaryota, Viridiplantae, Streptophyta, Magnoliopsida, Arecales, Arecaceae. Gene Ontology annotation, cellular component: membrane. Gene Ontology annotation, molecular function: transmembrane transporter activity. Gene Ontology annotation, biological process: transmembrane transport. The record is from RefSeq and is a predicted model, not a curated record.